This is a messenger RNA of Anisakis simplex (herring worm), 1338 nucleotides long. The record is from the annotation of a GenBank genome assembly. NCBI's taxonomy places the organism in Eukaryota, Metazoa, Nematoda, Chromadorea, Rhabditida, Anisakidae.
AUGAAUACAUGUGGUCAGUUAGGUGCUGGUAAUGCACUUGAAACAUUGAAUCAAACAUCAUCAGCAAAUUUGAAAGACGAUCUCAAAACCCAUUUUAUUACUCGUGAAGGUGUUUACAAGCAAAUGACUUUAUCCGAAUACUCACGUCCAAACCGAGUUCCUCUGAAUCAAGGAAUGAAUAACGUUGGAAGCGCACCGGUACGUGUAUCAUUUCUAACGAUGCCGGCGAGUACAUCAAAGAAUAAUGCAGAUAGUGAUAACGAUAUUUUGAUUAAUGGUGAUAUUCCGAACAAAUGCACAACGUCGAUUGAUAUUAAUAAUGACCACUACAGUGAUUCAACCAACAAUUCAGAAUCUGACUUAAUGAAUUGUGAUCGAAUUUGUUUUAAUGUUGGCCGAGAACUUUAUGUUUUCGUUUAUCGAGGUGUUCGAAAUGCGGUUGAUUUGAAUAAACCGAUUGAUAAACGAGUUUAUAAAGGUACAUACCCAACAUCGCAUGAUUUCAAUCAACAAACUGCAAAACCCACUUCGUGCAGUUUAAUAAUUGGUUUUUCUGCUGGGCAAAUCCAAUUGAUAGAUCCGUUUCAAAAAGAACUUCAAGUGAGUCGAUUGUAUAAUGAAGAUCGAUACAUCGAUAAAACGUCGGUCACUUGUCUGAAAUGGGUUCCAGGCCAACCGCAAUGCUUUUUGGCAUCACAUUCGAGUGGUAAUAUGUACUUGUACAAUGAAGAGUUAACAUGUAGCCCUGGCCCACCAUCUUAUCAAGUCUUCAAACAGGGUGAUGGGUAUACAGUUUACACUUGUAAAGCGAAGACGUCUCGUAAUCCCUUGUACAGAUGGUCAGUAUCAACCGGUUCAAUAAAUCAGUUCGCAUUCUCACCGAAUAACGAUGCCAAAUAUAUCGCGACUGCCAGUCAUGAUGGUUUUUUACGUGUAUUUAAUUAUCAUACGAUGGAGUUGAUUGGUUAUAUGAAAUCGUAUUUUGGUGCAUUACUUUGUUUGGCUUGGAGUCAUGAUUCACGUUAUAUUGUAACUGGUGGAGAGGACGAUUUGAUAACGGUUUAUUCGGUUCAUGAGAAACGAAUUGUGUGCAGAGGGCAAGGACAUAAAUCGUGGAUAUCACAGGUUGCAUUCGACCCGUAUACAUCACAUUCAGUUGAUGGCCAUUUAAGUUCCGGUGUUCCAUUAGAUCUUGGCUCAGAUGAAGAUCUCAGACCAUCCAGUCUCAAUAGCAGUGGAUUGUUGUUUAGAGGUGGAGGAAAUCGUUUGCCGAUCACUAAUAUACAACAGACAAACGGGCCAUCCUCUAUGUGCUCGUUAGGUAGAUUUUUUUAUUAA